AAAACCAGAGAAGCUAGUAUACUUGCAGAUAUAUUUUUAACCAAGUCAAGGUAAAGUCUUGGUACAUAGCCAGUUUUUUUGUGCUUGCCAAUGUUUUAGAAGCUCUCUUUUCCCUUUUGGAGCAUGAUAAGAAUAUCACUGAUGCACUCAACUGCACCUGGUGCACCUCUAUUUUGUUCUUACCAAAUUUUGAUGUCAUCUGAACAGAUACAACUGGGAUGGAUUUGUUAACUAAACUUGAUUCACAUAUUCCUGUGUUAGAAUUAUGGUAGUUUGAUGUCCUGAAGUGCUCUGCGUUUUCUCUAAUCUUGCCAGAAUGAGUAUUGUCAUUGGUAGACUAAGUUUUACAAUUUGGAAUAAUUGUACAGCCAGUGUUGUCAGAUGCUAUUUCCUAACCCCAUGUGUGGUAAUUUAAGUGGUUUGCUAUUUUGAUGUUUGAUCAAAAUGGGUUAUGUUCUUAUUACAUUUCAGUUUGCCUGACAGCCCAGCAGAACCUGAACCUGAUAACCAAAAAGGAAGUCCUGAAGAACCCAGAGUUAUACCACAUGAUGAG
Messenger RNA from Pocillopora meandrina, 553 nucleotides. The record is from the annotation of a GenBank genome assembly. NCBI's taxonomy places the organism in Eukaryota, Metazoa, Cnidaria, Anthozoa, Scleractinia, Pocilloporidae.